This is a messenger RNA of Osmerus eperlanus (European smelt), 1577 nucleotides long. RefSeq names its product aurora kinase B (gene aurkb). Gene Ontology annotation, molecular function: ATP binding; protein kinase activity. Bases 162 to 1157 code for a protein of 331 amino acids. NCBI's taxonomy places the organism in Eukaryota, Metazoa, Chordata, Actinopteri, Osmeriformes, Osmeridae. Gene Ontology annotation, biological process: protein phosphorylation; mitotic spindle organization; regulation of cytokinesis. Gene Ontology annotation, cellular component: spindle pole centrosome; spindle microtubule; kinetochore. The transcript is spliced from 9 exons. The record is from RefSeq and is a predicted model, not a curated record.
GCUUUUUGAAAACGUUGGCGGUCGCUAAAUGUCUUAUAACAAGUAAAUAUCAGCUGGCACUACGAGUAAGCUGAGCGCCUGGUUGCUACUACGUGUUUUAGCGGUCGGCGUUGUGUUUUAAAUAGUAUUUUACACUUGACAUUGGUCUUUAUUGAAAUAAGAUGCAGAACAAGGAGAACACAGAUCCCAAAGUUAUCCAAAGACCAACAACUACAAUGUUAAGUGCGGGUCCACAGCGAAUUCAGGUUAACCGUCCAGAGGCUUCAGAUAAAAAUGCCAUCACAGGACCUGGGAGAGAACCUGUCAACUCUUCCUCUAGCUCACCCCCAAAGAAAUUCACCAUAGAGGACUUCGAUAUUGGACGGCCCCUAGGGAAGGGAAAAUUUGGGAAUGUGUAUCUUGCGAGGGAGAAAAAGUUGAAGGUCAUUGUGGCAUUGAAGGUGCUGUUCAAAUCUCAGAUGGAAAAAGAAGGAGUGGAACACCAACUUCGGAGAGAAAUUGAGAUUCAGUCUCAUCUUAGACACCCCAACAUCUUGCGCUUCUAUAACUACUUCCAUGACCGCAAGCGGGUCUUCCUUAUCUUGGAGUAUGCUCCACGAGGCGAGAUGUACAAAGAGCUGCAGCGAUGUGGUCGCUUUGAUGACCAGCGGACAGCCACGUACAUGGAGGAGUUGGCCGAUGCGUUGCAGUACUGCCACGAAAGGAAAGUGAUCCAUCGUGACAUCAAGCCAGAGAACCUCUUGCUGGGUUUCCGUGGAGAGCUGAAAAUUGCAGACUUUGGCUGGUCUGUCCAUGCACCAUCUCUGAGACGCAAGACAAUGUGUGGAACCCUGGACUACUUGCCUCCAGAGAUGAUUGAGGGAAGCACCCACGAUGAGAAGGUGGACCUGUGGUGCAUUGGGGUACUCUGCUACGAGUGCUUGGUCGGGAACCCCCCAUUUGAAACUGCCUCCCACUCUGACACUUACAAGCGUAUCACAAAGGUUGAUCUGCAGUUCCCCAAAGUGGUGUGUGACGGGGCUCGGGAUCUGAUCUCCAAGCUCCUCCGCCACAGCCCCUCCAUGCGCCUCCCUCUGCAGAGUGUCAUGGGACACCCCUGGGUGCGGGCCAACUCCCGCCGGGUCUUGCCUCCUGUCUGCCCUUCAAACAAGCCUUGAUCCUUAACAAUAUGGUCUGUUGGACCAUCUUUAUCCUGGAGUGGGUGACUUUCACCUGCUAAUCAGGACUCAUGGACUGUAUUUUUAUUUCCAUUACCAUUUAACACUGCCAGGCUCUGAAGAGAUGACUGUCAGUUACUUGCUACUUGUGUACAGUUAGUUCUGUUGUCUGUAUUUUAUAAAUGUUUAGCAUGCUAGGGAGUGGUAAUUGGUCAUUGCAGGUGGUUUAUUUGUAUUUUUAUCCUAUGCCAUAUUCACACUGAUGUACAAUUUCUCUCAACUGGUCAUGUGCUUUCUUAAACCAAAGAACCACUGAUGGCCAGUUAUGAGCGAAUUUAAAGGUGUCUUGUUUUGAUAGAACUUUUAUGGAAGGGAUGUCUGGAUAUGCAUACUGUCUAAUAAAUAUGUCAGUGUAUACGA